AGAGGGAGGGGAGCGAAGGGAGGCAAAGAGCUGAGGUGGAGACGGGAGGGCGCGCAGCUUGGUUGCUCGGUAGUACGGCGGCUCGCGAGGGAGAAUCCCGGGCGGACUCCGGGACGCCCCGAGAGGCGGGCGGGGAUGGUGUGCGGGGCUGCGGCUCCUGCGUCCCUUUCCCGCGGCGACUGAGCUGCACUGAUUUUUUUUGUCCCCCUGAGGCGGCAGCGUGGACCCGCCUGGAGAUGAGGUAUGGCUUCAGUGUUGUUAUUACGCAGGAGUCUGGUUGAUUGUUUGAUUGUGAGGCCCUGACUGACACGUGUAAUUAAAUGAGUUUGAAUUUAGUGUGUUCCUUGAGGAGGCCUAGUGUGUUUACCUCAAAGGCUGUCAAAGGCAUGAAGGGAUGUCUCUAGGACUCGCUGCUCCCUUUAAGGCAUCUCUACAGGUCUAGGACCAGACUUUGAGAGCCAUGGACCUGAAGCGUUGAAGUCCACUGGGAAGGAGGCGUCGGUUAGCAAGGUGAAAGUAACAGAACCAUGGCUCAGUUUCCCACACCUUUUGGUGGCAGCCUGGAUAUUUGGGCCAUAACUGUAGAGGAAAGAGCAAAACAUGAUCAACAGUUCCAUAGUUUAAAGCCAAUAUCUGGAUUUAUUACUGGUGAUCAAGCUAGAAACUUUUUUUUUCAAUCUGGGUUACCUCAGCCUGUUUUAGCACAGAUAUGGGCGCUCGCUGAUAUGAAUAAUGAUGGCAGGAUGGAUCAAGUGGAGUUUUCCAUUGCUAUGAAACUCAUCAAGCUGAAGCUCCAAGGAUAUCAGCUCCCCUCUGCGCUUCCCCCUGUCAUGAAACAACAACCAGUUGCUAUUUCUAGUGCACCAGCGUUUGGUAUGGGAGGUAUCGCCAGCAUGCCGCCGCUGACCGCUGUUGCUCCUGUGCCAAUGGGUUCCAUUCCCGUUGUCGGGAUGUCUCCCCCCCUAGUAUCAUCUGUUCCUGCAGCAGGGGUGCCCCCCCUGGCUAACGGGGCGCCCCCGGUCAUACAGCCUCUGCCUGCAUUUGCUCAUCCUGCUGCCACAUUGCCAAAGAGUUCUUCCUUCAGCAGAUCUGGCCCAGGCUCGCAGCUGAACACGAAGCUGCAGAAGGCACAGUCGUUCGACGUGGCCAGCGUCCCUCCUGCAGCUGAGUGGGCUGUUCCUCAGUCAUCCAGGCUGAAAUAUAGACAGCUCUUCAAUAGUCACGACAAAACCAUGAGUGGACACCUGACAGGUCCCCAAGCAAGAACUAUUCUUAUGCAAUCAAGUUUACCACAGGCUCAGCUGGCUUCAAUAUGGAAUCUUUCUGACAUUGAUCAAGAUGGAAAACUCACAGCGGAAGAAUUUAUCCUGGCUAUGCACCUCAUUGAUGUAGCUAUGUCUGGCCAGCCACUGCCACCGGUCCUGCCCCCAGAAUACAUCCCACCUUCCUUUAGAAGAGUUCGAUCUGGUAGUGGUAUAUCUGUCAUAAGCUCAACUUCGGUGGAUCAGAGGUUACCAGAGGAACCAGUUUUGGAAGAUGAACAGCAACAACUAGAAAAGAAACUACCUGUAACCUUUGAAGAUAAGAAGCGGGAGAACUUUGAACGGGGCAACCUGGAGCUGGAGAAGCGGAGACAAGCGCUCUUGGAGCAGCAGCGUAAAGAGCAGGAGCGCCUGGCCCAGCUGGAGCGGGCGGAGCAGGAGCGGAAGGAGCGGGAGCGCCAGGAGCAGGAGCGCAAAAGACAACUGGAGCUGGAAAAGCAGCUGGAGAAGCAGCGGGAGCUGGAGCGGCAGAGGGAGGAGGAGCGCCGGAAGGACAUCGAGAGGCGGGAGGCUGCAAAACGGGAGCUUGAAAGGCAAAGACAGCUUGAAUGGGAACGGAAUCGAAGACAAGAACUAUUAAAUCAAAGAAACAAAGAACAAGAAGACAUAGUUGUGCUGAAAGCAAAGAAAAAGACUUUGGAAUUUGAAUUAGAAGCUCUAAAUGAUAAAAAACAUCAAUUAGAAGGAAAACUUCAGGAUAUCAGAUGUCGAUUGACAACCCAAAGGCAAGAAAUUGAGAGCACAAACAAAUCUAGAGAGUUGAGAAUUGCAGAAAUCACCCACCUACAACAACAAUUACAGGAGUCCCAGCAAAUGCUUGGAAGACUUAUUCCAGAAAAACAGAUACUCAAUGACCAACUGAAACAAGUUCAGCAAAACAGUUUGCACAGGGAUUCACUUCUCACACUCAAAAGAGCCCUAGAAGCGAAAGAACUGGCUCGGCAGCAGCUACGAGACCAGCUGGAUGAAGUGGAGAAAGAAACUAGAUCAAAAUUACAGGAGAUAGAUAUUUUCAACAAUCAGCUGAAGGAACUUAGAGAAAUACAUAAUAAGCAGCAACUCCAGAAACAGAAGUCCAUAGAGGCUGAACGACUGAAACAGAAGGAACAAGAACGAAAGAUCCUGGAAUUAGAAAAACAAAAAGAAGAAGCCCAAAGACGAGCUCAGGAAAGGGACCAGCAGUGGUUGGAGCACGUGCACCAGGAGGAUGAGCAGCAACGGCCACGAAAACCCCACGAGGAGGAGAAGCUCAAAAGGGAAGAGAGUGUCAAAAGGAAGGACAGUGAGGAGAAGGGCAAACCGGAAAUGCAAGACAAGCUGAGUCGGCUUUUCCACCAGCAUCAAGAACCAGCUAAGCCCGCUGUCCAGGCUCCUUGGUCCACUGCAGAAAAAGGCCCACUUACGAUUUCUGCACAGGAGAAUGUAAAAGUGGUGUAUUACCGAGCACUCUAUCCCUUUGAGUCCAGGAGUCACGAUGAAAUCACGAUCCAGCCGGGAGAUAUAGUCAUGGUGGACGAAAGCCAAACUGGAGAACCGGGAUGGCUUGGAGGAGAAUUAAAAGGAAAGACGGGAUGGUUCCCUGCAAACUACGCAGAGAAAAUCCCAGAAAACGAGGUUCCCGCCCCAGUCAAACCAGUGACUGAGGUGGCCUCCACCCCUACACCCAAAGUGGCUGUGCGUGAGACCCCCGCCCCUUUGGCUGCAGCCCCUGCAGAGCCCUCCGAGACCCCCAACAACUGGGCCGACUUCAGCUCCACGUGGCCCACUAGCACCAGUGAGAAGCCAGAAACAGACAACUGGGACGCAUGGGCAGCCCAGCCCUCCCUCACCGUGCCAAGCGCCGGGCAGUUGAGGCAGAGAUCGGCCUUCACUCCAGCCACGGCCACAGGCUCAUCUCCAUCUCCUGUUUUAGGCCAGGGUGAAAAGGUGGAGGGGCUACAGGCGCAAGCCCUGUAUCCGUGGAGAGCCAAGAAAGACAACCAUUUAAAUUUUAACAAAAAUGAUGUCAUCACCGUACUGGAGCAGCAAGACAUGUGGUGGUUUGGAGAAGUGCAAGGCCAGAAGGGUUGGUUCCCCAAGUCCUACGUGAAACUCAUUUCAGGGCCCGUCAGGAAAUCGACAAGCAUGGAUUCUGGUUCCUCAGAAAGUCCCGCAAGUCUGAAGAGGGUAGCUUCCCCAGCAGCCAAGCCAGCCGUGUCGGGAGAAGAAUUUAUUGCCAUGUACACUUACGAGAGUUCUGAGCAAGGCGAUUUAACCUUUCAGCAAGGGGAUGUGAUUUUGGUUACCAAGAAAGAUGGUGACUGGUGGACAGGAGCGGUGGGCGACAAGUCCGGCGUCUUCCCUUCUAACUAUGUGAGGCUUAAAGAUGCAGAGGGCUCUGGAACUGCUGGGAAAACAGGGAGUUUAGGAAAAAAACCUGAAAUUGCGCAGGUCAUUGCCUCCUACACAGCUACGGGUCCUGAGCAGCUUACCCUGGCCCCCGGUCAGCUGAUCCUGAUCCGGAAAAAGAAUCCCGGUGGAUGGUGGGAAGGAGAGCUACAGGCACGUGGGAAAAAGCGCCAGAUAGGCUGGUUCCCUGCUAAUUACGUCAAACUUUUAAGCCCUGGGACGAGCAAGAUUACUCCAACAGACCCACCGAAGCCAGCAGCAUUCCCAGCAGUGUGCCAGGUGAUCGGGGUGUACGACUAUACUGCGCAGAACGACGACGAGCUGGCCUUCAGCAAGGGCCAGGUCAUCAACGUCCUCAACAAGGAGGACCCCGACUGGUGGAAGGGCGAAGUCCACGGGCAGGUGGGGCUCUUCCCGUCCAACUACGUGAAGCUGACCACGGACAUGGACCCCAGCCAGCAAUGGUGUUCAGACUUACACCUCUUGGAUAUGCUGACCCCAACUGAGAGAAAGCGACAGGGGUACAUCCACGAGCUCAUUGUCACAGAGGAGAACUACGUGAAUGACCUGCAGCUGGUCACAGAGAUCUUUCAGAAACCCCUGAUGGAGUCUGAGCUGCUGACAGAAAAAGAGGGUGCUAUGAUUUUUGUUAACUGGAAGGAGCUGAUUAUGUGUAAUAUCAAACUACUGAAAGCGCUGAGGGUCCGCAAGAAGAUGUCUGGAGAGAAGAUGCCCGUGAAGAUGAUCGGGGACAUCCUGACGGCCCAGCUGCCACACAUGCAGCCCUACAUCCGCUUCUGCAGCUGCCAGCUCAACGGGGCCGCCUUGAUCCAGCAGAAGACCGAUGAGGCCCCGGACUUCAAGGAGUUUGUCAAAAGACUGGCCAUGGACCCACGCUGUAAGGGAAUGCCCCUGUCUAGUUUUAUACUGAAGCCCAUGCAACGAGUAACGAGAUACCCACUGAUCAUUAAAAAUAUCCUGGAAAACACUCCGGAAAACCACCCGGACCACAGCCACCUGAAGCAUGCCCUGGAGAAGGCAGAGGAGCUGUGCUCCCAGGUGAAUGAAGGAGUGCGGGAGAAGGAGAACUCGGACCGACUGGAGUGGAUCCAGGGCCACGUGCAGUGUGAAGGCCUGUCGGAGCAACUUGUGUUCAAUUCCGUGACCAACUGCUUGGGGCCACGCAAGUUUCUGCACAGCGGGAAGCUCUACAAGGCCAAGAGCAACAAGGAGCUGUAUGGCUUCCUCUUCAACGACUUCCUGCUGCUGACCCAAAUCAUCAAGCCCCUGGGCUCCUCUGGCACCGACAAAGUCUUCAGCCCCAAAUCAAACCUGCAGUAUAAAAUGUACAAAACACCUAUUUUCCUAAAUGAGGUUCUAGUGAAGUUGCCCACUGACCCUUCUGGGGAUGAACCCAUCUUCCACAUUUCCCAUAUCGACCGGGUCUACACCCUCCGAGCAGAGAGCAUAAACGAAAGGACUGCCUGGGUGCAGAAGAUCAAAGCAGCUUCUGAACUCUACAUAGAGACGGAGAAGAAGAAGCGGGAGAAGGCGUACCUGGUCCGCUCCCAAAGAGCCACAGGCAUCGGAAGGUUGAUGGUGAACGUGGUUGAAGGCAUUGAGCUGAAACCUUGUCGGUCACAUGGAAAGAGUAACCCGUACUGCGAGGUGACCAUGGGCUCCCAGUGCCACAUCACCAAGACCAUUCAGGACACCCUGAACCCCAAGUGGAACUCCAACUGCCAGUUCUUCAUCAGAGACCUGGAGCAGGAGGUGCUGUGUAUCACUGUGUUUGAGAGGGACCAGUUCUCGCCAGAUGAUUUUUUGGGUCGGACGGAGAUCCGCGUGGCCGACAUCAAGAAGGACCAGGGCUCCAAGGGUCCAGUUACGAAGUGUCUCCUGCUGCACGAAGUCCCCACAGGAGAGAUCGUGGUCCGCUUGGACCUGCAGUUGUUCGAUGAACCAUAGGGAGCCCGCCAGGGCACGCUUGGCAGAGCUCAGCCCGAGGCAGCGGAUGCUGCCUGCCUGGAAACAGCAUGGCUUUUCGAGGACCGGCGUUUGGUGUUCAGCCACAGGGCAGCAGGGCAGAGAAGAUAGGCCCCUCCAAGCUUCUGGGACUGCUUCUUGACAAUCCUUCCCCUAAAUCAUUUCCCAUGUUAGGAAACAGGACUGUGUUUUCCUUUGUCCUCACUGCGGGGCUCAUCGUGGCUUCUAGGAUCUUUGAAGUCCCAUCGCCCCCCAGCUACCUUUGGUGGGGUGUCCGUCCCAUCCCUGGGCCUGAGGCUUGAGUCUGGUUACUGUAAAAUAGGUUCAUAAAUGCAACGUCUAUAUUUUUGGAGAACUCUUGGGACCCUCCUGUUUCUUUCCUCCACCAGCCUCCAAGCAGGCCCUCCAGGAUGCCUAGUCCUUGGUAUGUUUAGAAAUGAUCACGCUGAUCAUGUCAUUGCUUCAGAAUCUCAUUUCCCCACUGGGACCUCAUUGGAAAUGCUGCCCUGGGUCUGA
This is a messenger RNA of Dama dama (fallow deer), 6212 nucleotides long. It is a transcript of the gene ITSN1, whose product is annotated as intersectin 1. Lineage: Eukaryota; Metazoa; Chordata; Mammalia; Artiodactyla; Cervidae. The record is from RefSeq and is a predicted model, not a curated record. Bases 528 to 5678 code for a protein of 1716 amino acids. Gene Ontology annotation, molecular function: calcium ion binding; molecular adaptor activity; protein binding. Gene Ontology annotation, biological process: clathrin-dependent synaptic vesicle endocytosis; endosomal transport; intracellular signal transduction. Gene Ontology annotation, cellular component: cytoplasm; intracellular vesicle; plasma membrane. The transcript has 41 exons.